ACUCCAGAGGGUGCCCGGGGUAGGCGCAGUCCAGCCAGUCCAGCGUCCGUAACUCCUCCUCGCGCCGCGCUCUGACCUACGUCGCCCGCGUGUACCGUUUUGCUGAGUCCACCGGCUGGCGUUUCGUGUUCCUUUCAGUUCUCGUCCGGACGCGACUGCCGGCGUCUCGGCUACUGCGGGGUUGCCUAGCGACGCUGGGGCGAGCGACAUGGCCGUCUGGGAGCACUGCGAGCGAGCGCUGAACGCGUGACGGGGCGGCGCUGGCAGCGAUGGCGGAGGCGGUGUCGGCGGCGCGCACGGUGCGCCUGCGGCGUCGCGGACAACCGCCGUCGUUCGGCUUCUGGCUGCGCGGCGGCAGGGAGCACGGCACGGGCUUCUUCGUGUCGGCCGUCGAGCCUCGCUCCGACGCUCAGCGCCGAGGGCUCAGGGUUGGUGAUCAAAUUGUCCGUAUUAAUGGCUUCCCUGUUGAUGAUGCUGUACAUCAAGAGGUCCUGCACUUCAUACAGCUGCAGAAUCAGCUGAGUCUGAAAGUAAGAACAAUGGGAAUGCUUCCAGUGAAAGAAAAAAAAACUGACCCUGUCACAUGGUGUGUUGUAGAGAAAAACAACAAUAAAAAUAUUAGUUCAUCCAUAGACGAAAUGAGAAUAUUUCCAGCUGCAAACUCAUUUACUUCUGAUGACUGUGUCAGAGAGGUGAAGAUAUCAAUUACAGCCACACCAAAGAGCAAAUUAGGAUGUGGGAUUUGUAAAGGACCUGACUGGCACACGGGUGUCUUUGUACAGUUCACUAAAGAAAAUGGUUUGGCAAGAGAAGCAGGUCUCAGACCAGGAGAUCAGAUAAUAGAAUGCAAUGGAGUGAAAUUUGAUGAUAUUUCUUUCAGUGAGGCAGUGAGUAUACUGAAAGGAUCCAGGAAUCUAGAGCUUCUUGUCCGCAAGGGAGCUGGUCUUGACUUAUUUCCUGGAGAAUCGUCAGGAUACAAUAGUUCAGCAAGCAGUGUAGCAGGGGAUCAGAGUCCAAACUGGGAAGAAACAAAACGAUUAUCAAUUGUGAAAGAAGAAUCUACUGAAUUUGAUGAAAGGUUCUGCCAUUUGCAGAACAGCCAGAGUGCAGGAUUAAAAGCAAACAAAGACUGGAAACAAAUUGAAUAUGAAUGGGAACAGGCUGAAAAGGAAGAAGAAGAAAUGAAGAAACAUUCCCAAAGAAUUCUCAACCGAGUAAAUGAGUGCUCCAUCACAGGUUCACGCACAGUGAUACAUCUCGGCGAGAAUGGCAUUACCACAUGCAUUGAGAAAAUAGCUCAGAAUGGAACUGAGCUUACAUCAAAGAGAUGUGCUGGGAGAGAAUUGCAUCAGCAGCAGCAUCAGGAUGUAACAACAGUCAUUGUUGAAGUCCAUCAAAGUGAAACACCUGAUGAAGAUACAGAGCAAGUGCCCAUAUGCCCACCACCACCUGCCCCACCAGUAGCACCACUGUUGCUAAGUGACACGAUCAGGUGUCAGCCGCUUUUAAAGAAGAGCACUUCGAGUAGCUCAUGUGCCAGUCUGAGUAGUAAUAUGAGUGCCACCAGCCUGUCUAGUGCUAUUAGUGAAGAACUACAGCGGCGAUUACAGCAAAGGAAAGUGGAAGAUUUUUGCUCCCAAGAACUCAAAAGAAACAAUAAACCAUCAAUCAGUAUCGAAAAGCGACAACAACAUGAACAGCUUAUGGAGGAAUUCAAACUAGUACAUCAGAAGAUGUUUGCAGGCUCUACACAGGGUGUCAAUGAUACAGAUAGCAGUGAUUCUAAAAAAGAAACAUACAGUAAGGGAUACACUGUUGAGGAACGCUAUGCACAAAAGUCUCAGAAGCCAGAAAACAAAGAUGAGCACCACUCACAAAAGACUGAUCAUCCUUUUUUAAAAAAGAAGAAUCUCAUAAGUGAAAAAGAGCAAGUGGAUCACAGUCUAAGACACAAGGUGCAAACUGAUGGAAAUAACAGCAAAUCUCAGAUAAGUAAAGGAAGUAAUGGCUAUGAACAAGAUUCUUCUACAUCAUCUUCAUUUUCUGUUAAAUCAUCCCCCACAAGUACACCACCAUCCUGUCCCACACCUGAUUAUGACAAUAUGAGUACAACAUCUUCUGUGUCUCCUAGAAAAUUGACAAACUCAGCACAUGGACAAGUUUUAGUAAAAGAAUUAAGUAAAAAAUUAUCAACAUCAGUAAGUUCUUCAGCAUCACACAAAACUGUAGAGAUUAUAAAUAGAACAGAUACAAAAAGAACAAACAGUGAGAUGAGAGUUUCCAAUAAACUUCCUGAUAAGUCAGCAGAAAGUGUGGAAAUGGAAUCACUUGAAUCCUUUAAACUGACAAAUCCCCGUGGUCCACCUCCAAAACCGCCACAGACGUAUUUCAACACAACAAAAGAAAGGCCAUCUACAAUGGAUUCCUCUAGUUCCUCAUCAUCUGAUGGGUCAACAUCGAGUAAAUCCCAAGCAUCUAUUAAAAAGCACCGUCCAGUCUCUGUAAUAAUUGGUGAAUAUCCUUCUGGAAAAGAAAAAAGGCAACCAUCUAAGUUUGAUUUUCUUGAUAAUGCAGUUUCAAAUGGUACACAAAAUUGUCCAGUUGAGAACAAGAUGCCGGUAUCAUCUCUUCUGCACUCAGAACUAUCUCAGACACUUUCAAGAUCAAAUCUUAGAAGAAGAACAGAAGAAAAUGGAAUUAUUGUAAAUGGUGGGAGUACAGUAGAAAAGCAAGAGGGAAGCAAAGUGAAAAUCUCAGUGAACUCGGACACAUUGUGCAAUAAUUUCAGUUCAUCACCAUCGUUUAACAAAGGAUCUGAUGCAAACACACGGCAAAUAGCUAACAGUGUUUCAAAAGCAAGUACUCUCAGUAAAGUACCUUUAUUCAAUGGAACUCUGAAAAGCAAUGUGAAACCUUCAAUUCAACGGGUUGCGGAAAAGCUUGGAAGCAAACUUGAAAAUAAUUCUGUUACCGUUGUAAUAGCUAAUGAAAAAGGCAACAAAGACAUUUGUGCAGUGAAAUCUGAUACAAAUCAAAGUUAAAAAACUACUAAUACAUAUAUGGUGCAAAUAGUUCAUGUUUUAUUUGCAUGAUACUAAAACUGCCUGUAGAUUAACUCCACUUCUGUUAUUUGAGUGAUUUGUGUAGCCAGUAUCAUUCAUAUUUAUUUGAAGGCAUGCAUAUCUUAUUAUUACAGGACAAAUAAUUUACCUAUAAUCUAUAGUUUACUGAUGCAGUUUUACAAAUAUAUCAAUAAUCUGUCAUUACCAUUUAUACAACAUACAUGAACUGAUAGACAAACCAACACUUUUCUAGUCACAU
Molecule: messenger RNA, 3321 nt
Organism: Schistocerca nitens (vagrant locust)
Lineage: Eukaryota; Metazoa; Arthropoda; Insecta; Orthoptera; Acrididae
Product: serine-rich adhesin for platelets-like
Exons: 16
Coding region: 270-3041 (923 amino acids)
Biological process (GO): rhabdomere development
Cellular component (GO): cilium; stereocilium tip; stereocilia ankle link complex
Molecular function (GO): protein binding
Source: RefSeq, a predicted model, not a curated record